Molecule: messenger RNA, 2829 nt
Organism: Astyanax mexicanus (Mexican tetra)
Lineage: Eukaryota; Metazoa; Chordata; Actinopteri; Characiformes; Acestrorhamphidae
Gene: mettl25
Product: methyltransferase like 25
Exons: 12
Coding region: 959-2749 (596 amino acids)
Source: RefSeq, a predicted model, not a curated record
AGCUGACUGGUUGACUGGUUGGUGGAGUCAGAGCACUGAGUUUAAAAGGUUUUAAAGGACCAAAAUUGUCUGCGGUUGUCUGCGGUACUGAAACAUUUGAUAUGCUCUGUGUUGAGAAAAAUAGUACAUUUUUAAUUUAAAUAAAAAUAUAUUUUUAAACGAUUAUUUUACUUAUUUUAGGAACGGCAACUUAUUCAGUCUCACUUUGAAUUUUCACCUUAUUUCAAGAAUAAGGAAAAAAAGCAGUCAAGUUAUUCUGAUACUUUAAAAUAAAACAAAAUCAGGUACAUGACCUUAAUUUUUUUUAACUUUACCUGAUACAGUGAUUUAGCUUAUUUUAGCCUAUCCACAUAUGCUGCCUAGGCUUCUGCUUCCAAAUGUAAGAUAUAAAAUCAGAGAUUUAACUUAAAGUACAGGAAGGGCUUACUGGUUUCAAAUGAUUAUAACCUCUGGAAGCUGUUUUAACCCCCUAGAAUAAUGUAUUUACUGUAUUUAUUUUAAUAUUUUAGUUCUUUUUAAGCUUUGUUGCAAUUUUUUUUAGUGACAAAAAAAAAACCUUAUUGACUUGAUUUUGCGUAAUCGCUCCAUUUGAACCCAUUCAUUUUUUUACUUAUAUAGAAGCGCCCUCUAGUGGUGUGAUAAACCACGCGGAGAUUUUUAACUGGGUGUUCUCCUCGCUAUACGAUCUUUGCUUUAUUAAAUAUCCACAUAUUUCGUGUUUGUUGUAUCAAAAUUGAGCCCUAAUCCCAAGUUCAUUUAAUAAUAGUUGAAUUUGCGCUGUGAGACAGUUGUUGGGUGCAGUGAUGGGUGUUAAUAGCGCUUUCUUACUGAUCUCGGUUUAAACAGCGUGUCUCUGUGAGCGGCUAGCUAUGCCUGGAAGGCUCUACGUCACUCCCCCGCUCCGUGUGUGUGUGAAUGUGAGUUGUCAGCAGCGGUUCUUUAUCCCUGUUGUUGUAUUAUGGCGGGUUCUGCUCUCUCUGCCGAGGAAUUAAAGAGGAAGAUAGACGCGGUUCGCCGGUUUCUGUCCGUGUCUUUAAGCAUCGCGAACGCGCACACGGUGGACUUUUACACGCGCGGAGUUUGGGGGCUGUUCAUGGCUGUGAGUCCAGAGGAGGUUUUGAGGGCUGUGAGUUCCGCUGCUGACCGCGCGGGGGAGUCAGAGGUGAGUGAAGAUGAGAGCUUUGGAUUCUGUAACGUUACCAGAAAGUUGGUGGAUGUAGAGGCUCUACUGAGGGCUACCAGAGCUCACUCUCUGCCAGGCCUGGGGGUGUUUGUGCAGCGUGAGGCAGUGUUGGAGACUCUGAGGGAAAUGUGUGCAGAAAAUGAGACGUGCAGUAAACCCCUGGUACCUGAUGAGUUUAUGAACUCUAAGAAGGCUCAUGAGGUUCCAGCUAUGUCUGAAGUGGUGGCAAGUCUGGCCAAAUGCUGUGGAGUCAAGCAGGUUAUAGACGUGGGUUCAGGUAAAGGUUACCUGUGCUCGUUCCUCUCCAUGCAGUACGACCUGCAGGUGUUCGGCAUCGACUGUUCCAGCAUCAACACGCAUGGUGCUCAGGAGAGGAACAGGAAGCUCAAGAAGUUUUCCAGAGCCUAUCAGAGACACAGCAAAGCCAUGAAGAACCAGGACGCCUCACCUAAAGACACAGAUAUAGAGACCAAAGAAGACGAGAGAACUAGUCAGCCACACACAGAUUCUUCAGACCUGGAUGGUAGAGGAGUGGAGGAGAGUGAAAAUGAGAGGAACACCAGUGUGGAGAGUCUUUUUGCUGCUUCCUCAGAGCUGGUCACUGACAAUUUCUCAGUCUCAAAUGGACCAGACUCAGCAGACGCUGAUUCAGAGAACAGUUUCUUUGCUGCGUUGUCUGCAGACAUUGUGGAGCAGGCCUCUCCCCGUGUUCCCCCCAGCGAGCUGAGUGUGGAGGAGAGGGAGAGGAGGAAGAGGGAUAACCUGGAGAGGAAGGCACGGAAUGGGAGGGGAAACACUGACAGCAGCACCCUGUUUUCCCCACUGACUUCAUAUGUUACAGCAGAGACUGAACUCAGGACACUGAUUACAGAGCUGGAGGAUGCAGUCAUGGUUGGGCUCCAUACGUGUGGAGACCUGGCUCCCAGCACCCUGCGGAUGUUCGUGGCCAAGCCGGAGCUUCAGGCCGUUUGCAGCGUGGGCUGCUGCUACCACCUCCUGUCUGAGCAGUUUGAUCAGGACGGACACGAGUGUGAGGCUGGAGUGUAUGGAUUUCCCAUGAGUCAGUAUCUGAGAGAGCAGGCAUGCUUCUGUGGGCGGAAUGCCAGGAUGUCGGCAUGUCUGGCUCUGGAGAGGGUGUCGGUCGGAGGCGGGCUUCCUAUGGAAUCGCUUUUCUAUAGGGCAGUCCUUCAUGUUAUUCUUCGGGAUCACUAUGACGCCCAUAAAAGUGAGAAGCGUGUUGGAAAUGUUUAUUCAAAAGCCUCCUCAUUCGUGGACUACGUGAGAAGAGCACUCAGGAAAUUAGAUCUGGACGAAUCAAAGCUCUCAGACAGUGAGAUCCAGAGUUACCAUGACCUGUACAGCCCUAGGAUGAAUGAGAUGGUGGCGUUUAACAUGCUGAAAGUGACAUUGGCUCCCUGUAUAGAAGGUCUCAUCCUGCUGGACCGAUUGUGCUACUUGAAGGAGCAGGAGAGCGUCUCUUACUCCGCCCUGGUGCAGCUCUUCAACCCACUUCUGUCACCCAGAUGUUACGCUGUCGUCGGAAUAAAGAAACAUGGAGCAUCAUGAAUUUCAAAGAUUUUUUACCACAGCUUUGCUUUUUUUUAUUAUUUUAGGCUUUUAAAUUAAAUUGCUCAUUUUAUAUACGU